This is a messenger RNA of Carcharodon carcharias (great white shark), 3152 nucleotides long. RefSeq names its product mitochondrial transcription termination factor 2 (gene mterf2). Gene Ontology annotation, biological process: termination of mitochondrial transcription; regulation of DNA-templated transcription. Gene Ontology annotation, molecular function: double-stranded DNA binding. NCBI's taxonomy places the organism in Eukaryota, Metazoa, Chordata, Chondrichthyes, Lamniformes, Lamnidae. The transcript is spliced from 2 exons. The record is from RefSeq and is a predicted model, not a curated record. Bases 337 to 1515 code for a protein of 392 amino acids. Gene Ontology annotation, cellular component: mitochondrial matrix.
UGAAGAGAAGGUUGAGAGGAGAUUUGAUGGAGGUGACCAAAAUCACGAGGGGUCUGGACAGAGUCGGUAGGGAGAAACUGUUCCCACUGGGGGAAGGAUCAAGCACCCGGAACCACACCGACGUGUUUGGUAAAGGAAACAACAGCAGAACCCUUUAUACACAACGUGUGGUUUGGGUCUGCAAUGCACUGCCUGAGAUUUUGGUGCCUUUAAAACAGAAUUGGAUAAGCACCUAAAGGAAAAUCAUUUGCAGGGUUACAGGGAAAGGGCAGAGGAGUGGGACUAGCUGAGCUGCUCUUGCAAAGAGCUAGCACAGGGUGAUACCCAAGACCGGAAAUGUAUGGAUCCAGUUCUCUCUGGAAGAUGUUUGGAUUGGGAUUGUUGUACGGUGGACGGUGCAGAGAACAUCAAUUCUCGUCAGUCCUGUGGAGCAGAGGAGCUUACAAAGGCACGCUUCUGUUCACAACCUAUAGCGCAGAGCGAAAGGAAAACCGACAGACUGUGGACAGUCUGAACCGGCUGUCGGUGGACGUAGCGAAAAUUCGUCAACUGCGAAGUUGGGUAUUGCUCGCAGACGUAGCUUACGUCAAUGAAACUGCCAACAUUUUAAAAGAAAUGGGAGCUGAGGAGAAGAAGGUGGCCCUCAUCUUAGAACGAUAUCCUGAAGCCGUCCUGUGCACGCCAGCAGAAACCAGCGCCCAGCGGGAGUUGUGGCGAAAACUGUGUGCCAAUGAGAAAGAGCUGGUGAGAAUUGUAGAGCGGUUCCCAGAAUCUUUCUUCACGGUCAGAAACCACAUGAAUCGGCAGGACAACAUCAAAUAUUUCCAAACACUGAACCUGAACAAAAGGAUUGUCAGCCGCUUGCUGGCCUGUUCUCCCCAGACUUUCUGCAAUAGCGUGGACAAGAACAGGGCUGUGAUUGAGACUUUACAGCGAAGCUACCUUCAACUGGGUGGCACCCAAGCCGAUAUGAGGGUCUGGCUAAUGAAACUGCUGAGCCAAAAUCCCUUUAUCUUGUUCAAACCUCCAGAGGCGGUGUGUGAAAACCUGACCGUCCUCCAAUCCUUGGGCUUCAGCAGUGCUGAACGCCUGAAGCUGCUCUCUAAGCUUAAAGGGUUGGUCAGCGAGCUCUCCCCCAGGACAAUGGAGGAGAGUGCUGCAUUCUGCCAGCAAGCAUUGCAGUGCACCGACGAGGGACUGAAGAUGAUCCUACUGAGCUGCCCGGCCUUGCUGUACUUCUCUGUUCCCAUUUUAGAGGGGCGCCUCGGUGCCAUUUUGCGGGAGGGCUUUUCGGUGGAGCAGGUCAGAGCGAGCCCUGCAGUGCUCGAGCUGCCUACGCAGAUUGUGCACUUUUGCAUCAGGAGGCUAGUUGCUUUAGGGUAUGAUGUUAAAAGGGACAGUCUGGAACUGCUGAAUGGAACCAAAAAGGAUUUCGAGGUCAGUUGUGGAAAGAUGGACUGGAGGAAAAAGAGACCCUUAUUUAACCCAGUUGCUCCCUUAAACAUUGAGGAGUAAAGAUGGAGAGAUUCCACGUAGUGAGUAUUGGGGUUGUGUCAACUCAUGAGCUUGAGGUAGAACAUAGGACUUAGGAGCAGGAGUAGGCCAUUCGGUCCUGCCCACCCACCCCUCUCACCCCAAACACUGUGGGUAUCGGUGCAGGGGGUGGGGCAGGGGACGGUGGCUGUGAAUCGGAGCUCUCGGAUGGAUUUUUGUUGGAUAAAGAUAUCAAGGGAUACGGAGCUUACGACGAGAUACAGAUCGGCCACGGUCUAAUUGAAUGGUGGAUCAGGUUCGAGGGGCUGAACGGCCUCUUUCUGUUCCUAUCUAGAAAAACAUAGGAAGUAGGAGCGGGAGUAAGUGAUUCAACCCUUCGAGUCUGCUCCGCCAUUCAGUGUAAUCAAGGCUGAUCGUUAAUGUCGCUGGACUAGUAAUUCAGUAAUUCAGGGGCUCAGGCUAAAGCUCUCAGGACGUGGGUUCAAAUCCCACCACAAUAGCUGGUGCAAUUUGAAUUCGGUUCAUAAACCCGGAAUAUAAAGCUAGUCUCAGUAAUGGUGGCCAUGACAACUUUCAUCGAUUAUCGUAAAAACCCAUCUGGUUCACUGGUGUCCUAUAGGGAAGGAAAUCUGCCAUCCUUACCUGGUCUGGCCUACAUGUGACUCCAGACCCACAGCAAUGCGGUUGACUCUUAACUGCCCCUCCGAAAUGCCCAAGCAAGGUCAGUUCAAGGGCAGUUAGGGACGGGCAACAAAUGCUGGCCUUGCAAAGCAAUGCCCGUACCCCAGGAAAGAAUUAAAAAUCUCCCGCCCUUACCCCUUUAGGCUGUAGAAAUCUAGCUAUUUCCUUCCUAGACAUAUUCAGCGCCUUGGCUUCCACAGCCUUCUUGGCCUCCACAUUCAUCUAAACUGCAGUGAAUACAAUCCUGCCAUCCCAGGAAUCAGUCUGGUGAACCUUCGCUGUGUUCCCUCUCUGGCAAGUAUGUCUUUCCUUAGGUAAGAAUACAAUAUUCCAACUGUAGAUAAUUAAUUUGUAUCAUAAACACAGUCCCCAAGCUUGUAGUAAUUUUCAGUGAGCAGGUUGGUCAGAGAAAGGAGCAGUGAUGGAAAUGAGGGGGUAGUCUCUAAGGUUUGAGCUACGCGUGUGACUGGGGAAAGGGGGAAGCUCCAGAAACCUGUGAUUAAUUAAAGUGCACAAGGCUCAUUGCAAUCGCCAAUCCACACAGCCUCUGCACAACAUGGGGAUUCUCUCACUCAGGUGGCUGUGUGAAGAUCCAUUGCGUGCCAUUUAAACAACUUUGAAACACUUCCAGUGACUGGUCACCGUGAGUCAGUUCGCAACACAGGAACAGGAGAAGGCCGUUCAGCCCAUCGAGCCUGCUCCGCCAUUCAAUACGAUCAUGGCUGAUCAAACACUUCAAUGCCUUUUACCCACACUAUCCCCAUAACCCUUUACGUUAUUGUUAAACAGAAAUCUAUCAAUCUCUACCUUAAACAUACUUAAUGACUGACUUUCCACAGCCUCUGGGGUAGGGAAUUCCAAAGAUUCACAGUUUUCGGUGAUUGUUUUGUUGAAGUCAAUAAAGUAUUCUUUGAAAACUGUCUUUGACUGUACAAUAUUCUAUUGUUUGAUUUUCAAUAAAUGGGCUAUACACUGGA